AUGGAAGUAGAGGAAGGUGAGCGGUUACUGUUUCUGGACGUUGACGUGAUUCGUUCUAAUAGAACACUAGAAAAGAACUUGUUCAGAAAGAAGUCCUAUGCUGAGAUAAUACUAAAUUUCCGGUCCCAUCACAAUUACAGGCUAAAGAUUGGAAUAAUGAGGAGCAUAAUCUUCCAAAGCCUACGCCUAACGGAUGCAGAUUUCUGGGACGAGGAGCUGGACAAAGUGACUAGGAUCUUCCUCGGCAAUGGCUACCCAAACAAAGUGACACAAAGAAACAUACGGGCCCUUGACGCUAGCUCAAAUACACCCACUCAUUGUUCCAAUUCAACUGGGCUUAAAGGAGCCAUCACCAAAACGUUGCCUGUCGCAGAUCCGGUCGCUGAAAGUACUGAUGCCCUAACCGAGAAUGAUGGAGCUUCUUCACCCGGCUUUUAUCAAAUUCACGUGAAGCCUAUUUUUGAUGCUGAAGGUCGAAUGAGUGCCUGCGUUAUUUUUCUGUCGCGCGAUCCAAACUCUCUUCUGUCGAUUUCGCUUACGGAAAAUGAUAUACUGCCGUUAAAUGUAAAAUAUGUGGUCCUCACUGUCAGGUUGUUCAGUCGUGUUAACGAUUCCUUCCGUAUCCGUUCUGUCUCCAGAAUGUCCUCUAAUCGCUCCAAUAUCGCCAGCAUGGCGCUUACUGCCUUCUCGCCUGAGAUGUUUGUGUACAUGGAUUGUACAUCGAAGCUCACCAACAGUUCCUACCCCACCAACCCAAGGUUCUGGAUCCUUUGA
Molecule: messenger RNA, 774 nt
Organism: Protopolystoma xenopodis
Lineage: Eukaryota; Metazoa; Platyhelminthes; Monogenea; Polystomatidea; Polystomatidae
Source: the annotation of a GenBank genome assembly